This is a messenger RNA of Cordyceps militaris CM01, 1263 nucleotides long. RefSeq names its product activator 1 subunit 3. Gene Ontology annotation, biological process: DNA-templated DNA replication; DNA repair. The coding region runs from base 1 to 1263 and encodes 420 amino acids. Gene Ontology annotation, molecular function: DNA clamp loader activity; ATP binding; DNA binding. The transcript has 2 exons. The record is from RefSeq and is a predicted model, not a curated record. Gene Ontology annotation, cellular component: Elg1 RFC-like complex; DNA replication factor C complex; Ctf18 RFC-like complex. Lineage: Eukaryota; Fungi; Ascomycota; Sordariomycetes; Hypocreales; Cordycipitaceae.
AUGUCCGACUUUGAAGACGAAAUGGAUGUCGACUUGGCGCCCGCCCAGAACAACGCCGCUCUCUUUUCCGCCGACGCCAGCAAAGGCAAGCGAAGCACAGCAAACCUGCCCGUCGAGGCUGAAGACACACUGCCAUGGAUCGAAAAGUACAGACCCGUCUCCCUCGACGACGUCGAGGGCCACCAAGACAUCCUCGCCACCAUUAACAAGUUUGUCGACUCCAACCGCCUUCCGCACCUACUCCUAUACGGCCCGCCCGGCACCGGCAAGACGUCCACCAUUCUCGCCCUCGCGCGGCGCAUCUACGGCGCGGCCCAGGCGCGCCAGAUGGUGCUCGAGCUCAACGCCUCCGACGACCGCGGCAUCGACGUGGUGCGCGAGCAGAUCAAGACGUUUGCGAGCACUAAGCAAAUCUUCAACAUGGGCGGCGCGGCGGCGGCCGCCGGCCGGUCCUCCGCCAUGGCGGGGUAUAAACUGAUUAUCCUUGACGAGGCCGACGCCAUGACGAACACGGCGCAGAUGGCGCUGCGCAGAAUCAUGGAAAAGUACACGGCGAACACGCGGUUUUGCAUUAUUGCCAACUACGCGCACAAGCUGAGCCCCGCGCUGCUGAGUCGCUGCACGCGCUUCCGCUUCAGCCCGCUCAAGGAGGCCGAUAUCAGGCAGCUCGUCGUCAAGGUUGUGGACGAGGAGGGCGUGCGGAUUGGCGCAGAGGCCGUCGACGCGCUUGUCAAGCUGAGCAAGGGCGACAUGCGACGCGCCCUCAACGUCCUGCAAGCAUGCCAUGCCUCUAGUAAGCUCCUCGCCGUUUCCCCUCUGCUAGACAUUUUUUUUUUCUUCUUCCUGCUAACCUCGGAAAAAUUUGCAGGCACGCCGUUGAGAGCGCCCGGCGCGCCCAAGGUCCCCGACAGCGAGCUCCAGCGCGAGACCAUCACGACCGAGACCAUUUACACGUGCAUCGCCGCGCCCGCGCCCGAGGCCAUCCAGCAGAUCAUGUCCACGCUGCUCGGCACCGCCGACGUCGCGAGCUGCCUCGGCACCGUCAACUCGAUCAAGCGCCUCCAGGGGCUCGCGCUCGCCGACGUCAUCACGGCACUCGCCGAGGAGCUCGGCAAGCUCGACGUACCCCCCGCCGUCAUGAUUACCUGGCUCGACGGGCUGGCCGAGAUUGAGCACCGCGUCGCCGGCGGCGGCAGCGAGGUGUUGCAGACGGGCGCCGUCGUCGGCGUGGUGCGGAACGGCGUCGAGUUGAUGAGCAGGUAA